AGAGAGAGAGAGCGCUGGUGGGAAUGUACUACAGCUCAGGCUGGAGGAGCGAAGGCUGUCCGGUCAGACGACUCCGCAGUUUUCCCCCCCUCGCUCUUUGUGGACGGAGAAACCCGCAUCCGAAGGCGCGUGACGGCGGCUGCGGGAAGUGUCCACGCAGCGCUAAUGUGGAGCUCCACUGCGGUGUUACACUCACUCCGGUAACGCGGACCUCCGAUGGAAGACGGGUGGUCUGGAGGCGCCAGGAGACCCAAAGGGCUGUCACGCUGACCACACAGAUCCGCCCGUGCUGCCGGUGGCCGGUCUGAGCUCAUGGUGCACGCCCACCGCCACUGGCAUGAAGUAACGGCGCCGCUGCACACACUCAAACCCAAGCAGGAUGUCGUGGGCCAGAGGCCGUUUCGUGGGCAGGGCGGACGAGCGCAAGACCGCGUGGGGCGAGCGCAACGGCAAGCGGCGCAAGGACGGCGCCUUCCUGUGCGGCGCGCGCUACAUGAGCUGCCUGCGGGACCCUGAGGAGCCGGGGCCCCCCGGCGCGGCCCCCCGGCGCCCGCGCUGCGGCCCGGGCCCCGGCGCCGGCGCCUUCGGCCUGCGCUGCGGCUGGCAGGAGGACCACUACGGCAGGAGGCUGGGCGCCGGCGCCGACCUGGGCCCCAGGGCCGUGGACCUGGGCUUCGACGGCGACGCGGACCCGAAGGAGGGCGGCCGCGGGGCGGUGAGCGCCGCCGACUGCUGGACGCGCGUGCUGUGGGUUUUCCAGUCCAAGAAGUUCCAGUCGGCCAAGCUGGAGCGCCUGUACCAGCGCUACUUCUUCAGGCUCAACCAGAGCUCGCUCACCAUGCUGAUGGGCGUGCUGGUGGUGGUGUGCGGCAUCAUGGUGGUCUUCCACUGCGUCCACCCGGCGCCGCGCGUGGCCUACGUGCUGCUCCUGUCCGUCGCCAUGGCGCUGUUCCUGUGCAUGAUGGUGGUGUGCAACCGCAACGGCUUCCACCAGGACUACAUGUGGAUCGUGAGCUACCUGGUGAUCGGCGUGCUGGUGGCGGUGCAGGUGUUCGGCGUGCUGAUGGUGCGGCCGCGCAGCGCCUCGGACGGCGUGUGGUGGACCGUCUUCUUCGUCUACAUCAUCUACACGCUGCUGCCGGUCCGGAUGAGGGCGGCCGUGCUGAGCGGCGCCGCGCUGUCCGCGGUGCACGUGGCCACGGCGUGGCAGCUCAACCGCGAGGACAAGUUCGUGUUCAAACAGACCAGUGCCAACGUGCUGAUCUUCCUGUGCACCAACAUGAUCGGGAUCUGCACCCACUACCCUGCAGAGGUCUCCCAGAGACAGGCCUUUCAGGAGACGAGGGGAUACAUCCAGGCCAGACUGCACCUGCAGAGGGAGAACCAGCAGCAGGAGCGCCUACUGCUGUCCGUGCUGCCACAGCACGUUGCUAUGGAGAUGAAGGCUGACAUCAACGCCAAGAAGGAAGAUAUGAUGUUUCACAAGAUCUACAUCCAAAAACACGACAACGUGAGCAUUCUGUUUGCCGACAUCGAGGGCUUCACCAGCCUGGCGUCCCAGUGCACGGCCCAGGAGCUGGUCAUGACGCUCAACGAGCUCUUCGCCCGCUUCGACAAGCUGGCCUCGGAGAACCACUGCCUGCGCAUUAAGAUUCUGGGGGACUGUUACUACUGUGUGUCCGGACUGCCCGAACCGCGGGCCGACCACGCCCACUGCUGCGUGGAGAUGGGAGUCGACAUGAUUGAAGCCAUCUCGCUGGUGCGAGAGGUGACCGGCGUGAACGUGAACAUGCGGGUGGGCAUCCACAGCGGCCGCGUCCACUGCGGCGUUCUGGGCCUGCGCAAGUGGCAGUUCGACGUGUGGUCCAACGACGUGACGCUCGCCAACCAGAUGGAGGCCGGGGGCAAAGCCGGACGUAUUCACAUCACCAAAGCCACGCUGCAGUAUCUGAACGGCGACUACGAGGUGGAGCCCGGGUUCGGAGGCGAGAGGAACGCGUACCUGAAGGAGCACUGCAUUGAGACCUUCCUGGUGCUGGGCUGCAGCCAGAAGAGGAAAGAGGAGAAAGCCAUGAUGGCCAAGAUGCAGCGAGUGCGGGAGAAUUCUGCGGAGGGAGCGAUGCCGCGCUGGGUCCCGGACCGGUCCUUCUCCAGAAUGAAGGAGUCCAAAGUGUACCGGCAGAUGGGCAUCGACGAAGCAUCCAGCAAAGACAACCGUUGCACUCAGGAGGCCCUGAACGCCGAGGACGAGGUGGACGAGUUUCUGGGACGGGCCAUCGACGCGCGGAGCAUUGACCAGCUGAGGAAAGACCACGUCAAGAAGUUCCUGCUCACCUUUCAGACCGACGACCUUGAGAAAAAGUACUCACUGAAGGUCGACGAUCGCUUCGGGGGGUACGUCGCCUGCACCCUCCUCGUUUUCUGUUGCAUUUGCUUCGUUCAGAUUAUCAUUUUUCCAAAAACCACGCUCAUGCUCGGCCUUUACAUCAGCAUCUUCCUCAUCCUUUCCAACCUCCUCUUCAUCUGCGCCAUCUACUCCUGCAUCAAACUCUUUCCAGCUGCCUUGCAGACUGUGACCAGGAAAAUUGUCCAGUCACGCACGAACAGCACACUGGUGGGCGUCUUCACCAUCCUCCUCCUCUUCGUCUCCUCCUGUGCUAACAUGUUCAGCUGCAGCACCGACAAACUGCAGGACUGCGUGGCCCGUGAGCUCAACGCCUCCGUGAACCUGUGCCUGCUGCACAACCUGACCAGGGCGGCGGCGGACGGCGUGACCCUGUGUCCCGGCCAGGCCCUGCCCUGCCACUUCCCCGAGUAUUUCAGCUACAGCGUGCUGCUGACCCUGCUGGCCUGCUCCGUGUUCCUCCACAUCAGCAGCAUCGGCAAGCUGGCUCUGAUGCUGCUCAUCCAGCUCACGUUCCUCCUGCUGGUGGAGUGGCCUCAGGUCGCCCUGUUUGACAACGCAGACCUGCUGGUCACUGCCAACACCCUGCAAUUACCACCUGUUAACGAUUCCCUUCCACAGCCUGGUUUCAAUGAAUCUACAGGACAGUGCUUUCAGAAUGUGGCCAAAGUCCCCCUGAAGGUCAUGACCCCAGUAAUCCUGCUGGUGUUUGUUCUGGCUCUCUACUUACACGGCCAGCAGGUGGAGUCGACCGCGCGCCUUGACUUCCUCUGGAAACUGCAGGCCACGGAGGAGAAGGAGGAGAUGGAGGAGCUGCAGGCGUACAACCGCCGCCUGCUCCACAACAUCCUGCCCAAAGACGUAGCGGCCCACUUCCUGGCGCGGGAGCGGCGCAACGAUGAGCUGUACUACCAGUCGUGCGAGUGCGUCGCUGUCAUGUUCGCCUCCAUCAGCAACUUCUCGGAGUUUUACGUGGAGCUCGAGGCUAACAACGAGGGAGUCGAGUGUCUCCGGCUGCUCAAUGAGAUCAUUGCUGAUUUUGAUGAGAUCAUCAGUGAGGAGAGGUUCCGUCAGCUGGAGAAAAUCAAGACCAUCGGCUCCACCUACAUGGCAGCCUCCGGCCUCAACGAUUCCACGUACGACAAAGAGGGGCGCUCACACAUCCUGGCCUUGGCCGACUACGCCAUGAGGCUUAGGGAGCAGAUGAAGUACAUAAACGAGCACUCAUUCAACAACUUCCAAAUGAAGAUAGGGCUGAACAUGGGGCCUGUGGUAGCAGGAGUGAUUGGAGCCAGGAAACCCCAGUACGAUAUAUGGGGGAACACAGUGAAUGUGGCCAGCCGCAUGGACAGCACGGGGGUCCCAGACUACAUCCAGGUGACCACAGACUUGUAUCACGUGCUGGUCAACAACGGGUACCAGCUGGACUGUCGAGGCGUGGUCAAGGUGAAGGGGAAGGGGGAGAUGACCACGUACUUUCUCACCAGCGGUCCCACGGGCAGUUAGCGGCGGACGAGGCCGACCGCGGAGCGACCCCCACUGCGCUGGCGCCACAGAAACUGUACAGAG
This is a messenger RNA of Betta splendens (Siamese fighting fish), 3973 nucleotides long. Its product is annotated as adenylate cyclase type 6-like. The transcript is spliced from 24 exons. Gene Ontology annotation, molecular function: adenylate cyclase activity. Gene Ontology annotation, biological process: adenylate cyclase-inhibiting G protein-coupled receptor signaling pathway; intracellular signal transduction; adenylate cyclase-activating G protein-coupled receptor signaling pathway. The record is from RefSeq and is a predicted model, not a curated record. NCBI's taxonomy places the organism in Eukaryota, Metazoa, Chordata, Actinopteri, Anabantiformes, Osphronemidae. Gene Ontology annotation, cellular component: plasma membrane. The coding region runs from base 380 to 3910 and encodes 1176 amino acids.